AUGCUGUCGGAACCAGUCCCAGGGGCCGUGGAACCGGAGCAGUUCGGAGCAGUGAAGCUAGAGGACGAUGAGGUCGGCAAGGAGGACCCCAGGCUGGCUGAGGCCAGGCCCAGGCCCGAGGUGGCUCAUCAGCUCUUCAGAUGCUUCCAAUACCAGGAAGAUAUGGGGCCGCGGGCGUCCCUGGGCCGGCUCCGGGAACUAUGCCAUCACUGGCUGCGGCCGGCGCUGCACACCAAGACGCAGAUUCUGGAGCUGCUGGUGCUGGAGCAGUUCCUGAGCGUCCUGCCCCCGCAUGUGCUGUGCCGCCUACAGGGCCAGCCGCUCAGGGAUGGAGAGGAGGUGGUUCAGCUGCUGGAGGGCGUGCCCCGAGACACCAGCCACGCGGGGCCACUGGAUUUUAGCUUCAGUGCUGCCAAGAGCGCUCCUGCAGACAGCAUCUCAAAGGGACAAAACAGCCCUUCCCAGGUCCCUGGCCACAGCCCCAAAAGGGAGCUACCCUCGGAGGAGACCCCGGUGGCUCAUCGGUUCAGUGAAUCAUCCGCGCCUCAGGCAGUGCCCGUCCGGCCUGCUGACCCCGAGGAGUGGACGCUCGCUCCGAGUUCAAAUUGGCCAGUGAGCCCGGAGCCCCAGGAGAUAUUCCAGGACCUGCCAGAAAGCAACCCCUCUCAGGCCCCCCCAUGGCUUGAGGAGCAUUCCAGAGACCAAGAGCUGGCAGCUGUGCUGGAGUCCCUUACCUUUGAGGAUUCCUCAGAUAAGAAAGCCUGGCCUGCAAACCCUCUCGGAUUUGGGAGCAGAAUACCCGACAAGGAGGAGCUUAAAGCCGAAGAGCCUCAAGCGACUGCUUGGCCUGUCGUCCCAGAGCUCCAGACAGAGAACCCGGGAGUCCCAGGAGAGGCCCUCACACUAGGGCAGGAGACGAGCGGUGUUGGUUGGGAAGGGGCCCCGGCUGAGGGCGGUGAGGUUGUGGCGGCCAGGGUGGCUGCAGACGGCCCGCAGCCGCAGGCGGAGACGCAGUUCAUCUGCACAGAGUGCGGGGUGAACUUCCGGAAGAUGUCCCAGCUGAAGACCCACCAGCUGCAGGCCCACCCCGGCUCCCGAGCCCACCUGAAGGCCCGCUCCUUCCAGUGCCUGUGGUGCGGGAAGGUUUUCGGGCGCAGCUCCAUCCUCAGGCUGCACGUGCGCACGCACACCGACGAGCGGCCGCACGCCUGCCACCUGUGCGGCCACCGCUUCCGCCAGAGCUCGCACCUGGCCAAGCACCUGCUGACGCACACCUCCGAGCCCGCCUUCCGCUGCGCUGAGUGCGACCAGGGCUUCCAGAGGCGCUCCAGCCUCAUGAAGCACCUGCUGGCCCACUCCCCGGAGCAGAAGCCCGGGGCGGACUCGGAGGGCAAGGGCAGGGCCAAGACGCCGGCCACGCCCGCCAUCCCCUGCCCCCACUGCGGCCAGACCUUCCGGCGACACUCCAGCCUCAAGCGCCACCUGCGCGCCCACGCCAAGGGCAAGGACCGGGGGCCCUCGGGAGACCCCGGCGGGCCCCGCCCCCGGCGCGAGAGCAAGCCCCACGCGUGCGCCGACUGCGGCAAGGCCUUCCGGCGGAGUGAGCACCUGCUGGCCCACCGGCGCGUGCACACGGGCGAGCGCCCCUUCUCCUGCCAGGUGUGCGGCCGCUGCUUCGCCCAGAGCGCGCAGCUGGCCAGCCACCAGCAGGUGCACACGGGCGAGAAGCCCCACGCCUGCCCGCAGUGCGGGAAACGCUUCGUGAGGCGCGCCGGCCUCGUCCGCCACCUGCUGACCCACGGCGGCCUCCGGCCCUUCCACUGCGCCCAGUGCGGCAAGAGCUUCCGCCAGAUGCGGGACCUGACCCGCCACCUGCGCAGCCACACGGGCGAGAAGCCCUGCCGCUGUAGCGAGUGCGGGGAGGGCUUCAGCCAGAGCGCGCACCUGGCCCGCCACCAGCGCAUCCACACCGGCGAGAAGCCCCACGCCUGCGACACCUGCGGCCACCGCUUCCGCAACAGCUCCAACCUGGCCCGCCACCGCCGCAGCCACACCGGCGAGAGGCCCUACAGCUGUCCCACCUGCGGCCGCAGCUUCCGGCGCAACGCGCACCUGCAGCGCCACCUGGUGACGCACUCCGGGGCGAGGCCGGAGGCCGAGGCCUCCCAGGAGUGCCCCGAGUGCGGCAAGACCUUCAACCGCAGCUGCAACCUGCUGCGCCACCUCCUGGUCCACACGGGCGCCAGGCCCUACUCGUGCGUGCUGUGCGGCCGCGGCUUCAGCCGCAACUCGCACCUGCUGCGCCACAUGCGAACCCACGCCCGGGAGACGCUCUACUGACCCCGCGGCCGGUCCCCCACCACCUCCCCGCGGGAGGCAGGUUCCCUGGGAUGCCCCCUUCGCACCUCCCUCCUCCCGGUUC
Messenger RNA from Psammomys obesus (fat sand rat), 2422 nucleotides. It is a transcript of the gene Zscan10, whose product is annotated as zinc finger and SCAN domain containing 10. The record is from RefSeq and is a predicted model, not a curated record. Gene Ontology annotation, molecular function: RNA polymerase II cis-regulatory region sequence-specific DNA binding; DNA-binding transcription factor activity. The transcript has 5 exons. NCBI's taxonomy places the organism in Eukaryota, Metazoa, Chordata, Mammalia, Rodentia, Muridae. Gene Ontology annotation, biological process: regulation of transcription by RNA polymerase II. The coding region runs from base 1 to 2340 and encodes 779 amino acids.